GACAGAGGCGUGCAGACCCGUUGAAGCCGCAAAGCAGCACUCCGAUCCAUAGCUUUCGCUGCUUGGCUGCCCGAUGGCUGCCAGUGCCGCCGCCCAGGUGAGAAAAGAGGGAGCUGCAGGCCAGGCAAAUCCCUUCAUCAUGACGUGAAUCACUUGUGCUGUCUGUGUGUGGUUUGUCGUUCGGUUUGGUGCAGAUGAGCCCAGUGGUGCGGGCGCAGCUGCUGCCUCAGGUAGAAGGCUAUAGGACGAAGCAGGCUCAGGUAUCAGCUGACGUCCAACACACAUACCAACUCGUCCAUUCCAUGCAGCGCCUCCCAAAACUCAUCGGCUGCUUCGUGUGUGUGUGUGUGUGUGAUGUGCAGGUCAACAGCUGCAUCGACCAACUCCUGCAGAUGCAGACCACAGCUUCGAUGACACCACUGGUGCGGCAGGCUGCCAAGCAGCACACCGACAACCGCAGCACAAAGGCCUCUGUGUCAUGUUGCCCUCGUCUUGGUGAGUUAUUUGUCAGAUGGUGGAUAAGCUGAGUCGUCAAUUUGCUGCUGCGUCCGAGAUGCUGGCCGAGUUGGCAGAGACCAUCAACUCGACCAUCGCACUCACAAGACAUAGCCGCACACAGGUCAGUGGGGGAGUGACCACAGGCUGACACAGACGCAAGACCCACACUGAUGUUGCGUGCACGGCUUGUGUGUGUUGCGUGUCUUGUGUCGUCAGGCGCGACGGUUGCACCUGACUGACAUCCCUGCCAACCCCAUGAGCGUCGUCACUGAACUGUCUGACCUCACCACCAUCGCCCACCUCAAGUCGACAGCCCGCCACUUCACCAACGCCGUGCGGCCCGUCAUCAGCAAUAUUCGGCUGCCGAAGGCCAUCGAGCGGGCGGGGGUGGGCGGUGUGGUGCAGUUCGACGAUCAGCUGAGCGACGGCGACGUGAUGAAGGCCAUGUGGGUGGUGGAGGAGGGGGGCGAGGGCGGCUGGGGGGAGGUGGCGGAUACACUCAGAUUCGCUGAGCCUUUCGGCUGCUGCCAGCUGCCGGUCACUGUGGGUGCUGUAGAUCUGCAGACACACGCCACCAAGGCGGUAAGCACGACACACAGAAGAGGCAAUGGGUGAGCUGCUGGAUGUGUGUGUGUGUGUGGCUGCAGGACUACUCGUCGCUGCCCCGUUUCUGUACGCAGUGGAUGCUCGUCGGCCGCUGUGUGGCCUUCCGCCGCCCCACUGGCCAGCAGGACGGCACACUCCAGCUGUUCCGACACAGCAACAACGAGAUCCGCGUCAUCUGCAACGAGCCCGGCUUCACCAUCACCCUCAACCCGCCCCUCCCCCAGCCCAACCGCCCCGUCCAUCCCUUCUCGCAGCACCCCUUCGCCCACCACGCCAAGCCACACGACCCGCCAGUCCGCCACCGCAUCGCGUGGGAGUCUGGUGUGGGCUGGGGGACGGUUGGCGUCAACAACGGGGCCGGCUGGGCAUCGGCCAGCUGCAUGUUGAAGGGGCUGCUGCUGACUCAUCGGGUGUUUGCCGUGGGCGGCUUCACCUACUCGCCAACGGUGGUGGUAAACCGGUGAGUGGAUGGAAGGCACGCAAUGAGAGGGCAAAUCGCUAUGUGGUGCGCUAUUGACGUGUGUGUCAGGAGUGCAUGUGGCGGCCACCUCGGCCGCAUCAUGAUUCGAUCGCCACAUACGCCCCUCAACGGAUGUUCGGACGUGACGACAUGGGAGGCGGCCGAUGGGACCUGUGUGCAGCUGCAUUUGUUGACGACGUCGAACGACCCGUUUUUCGCAUACAUUUUCUUCGAGAUUCCCCCAGGCAACAACCAGGACGGUACGCCUACACAUUGACAACACAUCCUGAUGCUGUCGUGUCGUCGGAUCAGCCGCUCCUCUCUUGUCUGCAUGCAGUCCACGUCACCAUCAAUACCACCGAGGCGCCAGCAGCAGGUGUCCCCCAUGACGCCCCCUUCGCCCAUCGGUUCCGCCUGACGGCCGCCAAGGUGCGUCGCGUCCUCGGGCCCAUCGCACCUAUCGUGCUCGACGGCCAGGCGCCAUGACCGUGAAGGUGAGAGCCCCGCCGAUGAUGCAGACAUGCAUGUGAUGUGUAUGCACAAGACGCCUGUGUGUUGGUCUCUGUCCUGCAGGAUGGUCGUGUGGCUCGAAGGAUGAGCCGCUGGACUGGGCGGCUGACUGGCUGGCGGGCUCUUAGUGGGAUGGUCUGUCUGCGAGUUGGAUGCAUGUGGUGCAGCCGGCCGAAUGGGAUGGACUCUUCCGUGCGGCCUGUCGGCUGUGUGUGCAGACAGACAGAC
Molecule: messenger RNA, 2302 nt
Organism: Vitrella brassicaformis
Lineage: Eukaryota; Vitrellaceae
Source: the annotation of a GenBank genome assembly